Messenger RNA from Gekko japonicus, 2181 nucleotides. RefSeq names its product frizzled class receptor 6 (gene FZD6). Bases 28 to 2181 code for a protein of 717 amino acids. Gene Ontology annotation, biological process: canonical Wnt signaling pathway; non-canonical Wnt signaling pathway. The transcript has 6 exons. NCBI's taxonomy places the organism in Eukaryota, Metazoa, Chordata, Lepidosauria, Squamata, Gekkonidae. The record is from RefSeq and is a predicted model, not a curated record. Gene Ontology annotation, molecular function: Wnt receptor activity; Wnt-protein binding. Gene Ontology annotation, cellular component: plasma membrane.
GUGCUGAAGUCAGAAAUCUCUGGGAAGAUGGGGAUCUUUGUAUAUCUUCUGACUGGGACUUUAAUCUUAAAACUGACACAUGGGAAUAGCUUCUUUACAUGUGAACCUAUAAGUAUUCCAAGAUGUUCUGGAAUGGCCUAUAAUAUGACAUUUUUCCCAAAUAUGAUGGAUCAUUAUGAUCAGGACACUGCAGAUAAGCACAUGACGCCAUUUGCUCCUCUUUUGAAAAUCCCGUGCUCUCCUGAUGUCCACACAUUUUUAUGCAAAGCAUUUGUACCUUCCUGCGUGGGAAAAAAUCAUGUAUUUUACCCAUGUCGAAGUCUUUGUGAAAGAGUUUACUCGGACUGUAAAGAACUAAUAGACACUUUUGGAAUUAUGUGGCCCAAGGAGCUCGAAUGUGACAGGUUGGAGGAUUGUGAUGAAACUGUUCCUGUCACUGCUCUUCCAGCCUUGAGGACACCUGACACUCGGAAGACUCCAGGACAGCCUAGAAGGGAUUAUGGAUUUUGGUGUCCACGACACCUGCAGACUUCCAAUGGACAAGGCUACAAAUUUUUAGGAAUUGAUCAGUGUGCGCCCCCGUGUCCCAAUAUGUACUUCAGUGAUCAUGAGCUAGAUGUUGCCAAAAGCUUCAUUGGGAUAGUUUCAAUUUUUUGCCUUUGUGCCACUCUAUUCACAUUCCUAACAUUUUUGAUUGAUGUUAAACGGUUCAGGUAUCCAGAGAGGCCGAUAAUAUAUUAUUCUGUUUGUUGCAGCAUAGUGUCUCUGGUAUACUUUCUUGGGUUUGUCCUAGGUAAUCGAAUGGCCUGCAAUAAGGGAGAUGAAAAACUACGAAUAGGUGAAAUGGUUGUUCUUGGUUCUCAGAACAAAGGCUGCACAAUUGUUUUUAUGGCUUUGUAUUUCUUCACCAUGGCAGGAACUGUUUGGUGGGUGAUCCUCACAGUUACUUGGUUCCUAGCUGCUGGACGAAAAUGGAGCUGUGAAGCUAUUGAACAAAAAGCAAUGUGGUUUCAUGCAAUUGCCUGGGGUGUGCCUGGCUUUCUCACCAUUAUGCUUCUUGCCAUGAACAAAGUGGAAGGUGACAAUAUCAGCGGCGUUUGUUUUGUUGGUCUCUAUGACUUGGAUGCUUCCCGAUACUUUGUCCUACUGCCUUUAUGCCUUUGUGUCAUUGUUGGACUGUCUCUUCUCUUAGCUGGCAUAAUUUCUCUAAAUCAUGUACGGCAAGUCAUACAGAAUGAUGGCAGGAAUCAAGAAAAACUAAAGAAAUUCAUGAUUAGAAUUGGUGUCUUCAGCGGCUUAUAUCUUGUACCUCUAGUGAUGCUCUUAGGAUGUUACAUCUAUGAGCAGGUGUACAGGAAGAUCUGGGAAACUACAUGGGUCGCCGAUCACUGUGAUGAAUUCCAUAUACCCUGCCCUUAUCAGGUGAAGGUAUUAAAAAGGCCAGAAAUAAUUUUGUUUCUGAUGAAAUAUCUGAUGACCUUAAUUGUUGGCAUAUCUCCAGUAUUCUGGGUCGGAAGUAAAAAGACCUGUUCUGAAUGGGCAAGUUUCUUCAACAGAAAUCGCAAAAGAGAUCCUAUACGUGAAAGCAGGAGAGUGUUGCAAGAGUCGUGUGAAUUUUUCUUAAAGCACAACUCUAAAGCUAAGCAUAAGAAGAAGCACUACAAGUCCAGCUCUCAUAAACUGAAGGUGAUCUCAAAAUCUAUGGGGACUAGUACAGGGGUCACAACCAAUCAUGGAACUUCUGGUGUGGCAAUUGCAAACCACGAUUAUUUAAGCCAAGAGACUUUCACUGAAAUCAAGAGCUGUCCAGAAACAUCUGGGAGAGAAACAGAAGCAGAUGGGGUGCCCAGCCAAAAAGUGGAGAAGGAAGGACGUGCCUGCAGUGAGCAGAGUGCAUUGCAAAUGUCAUCAGGCUCUAGAGUGGCUUCGGAACAGACAGAAAAAAGAAGGAAGGCAGGCAACGCACAAGACACGACCAGCGUAUCUGAAAGCAUGAAGAGGAUGCUUGAAGGAAGGACAACUCCUAAAUCUGACGUUAUUGAAAGUCUUCCACUCCAAGUCAGUCAUCCACACCUUGAUGUUUCCCAGUCAGAGACUACCAAGGAGUCGGUUUUGCCACUUCCUCACUCAUCUUCUGAUUCCAGAAAAGCUCCAGAGUCUGGUAACAGUUCAAAUGGUUAA